AUGUCGGCUGCAAUCACUUCUCUAACACCUUCACAGGUCAACGAUGAGCUCAAUAAGAUGCAAGCUUUCAUCAAGAAAGAAGCAGAGGAAAAAUCGAAGGAAAUCAGGCUAAAGGCGGACCAAGAAUAUGAGAUAGAGAAGACUGGUCUUGUGCGUAACGAGACGGCCAACAUCGAUUCUGCGAUGGAAGACAAGACCAAGAAAGCCUCAUUGAAGCAGCAGAUUACCAAGUCGACUAUCGCCAACAAAAUGCGUCUCAAGGUGCUGUCGACUAGAGAACAGUUGCUGGACGACAUCUUUGAAUCUGCCAAGGCUGAGCUGAAGACUAUCUCAUCAAACAAAAAGAAAUAUGAGCCAGUCUUGAAGGCCGUGAUUUUGGAGUCGCUUUACAGACUUCUUGAGCCUAAAGUGGUGGUGAAGGUUCGUGAAGAAGACAGAAGCAUCGUUGAUUCUGUUAAAGAUGAAAUUUUGAAAGAGUAUGCCGAUAAAACGGGCAGAGAGACGGACAUCAGCAUUUCAUCUGAGUAUUUGAAGAAAGAUGCCGCUGGUGGUGUCAUUGCCUCUGACGAGAGUGGUAAAAUUGUUGUCGAUAACACUCUAGAGGAGAGACUAACCAUUCUAAAUCAAGAAGCUCUUCCAGCCAUUAGACUUGAACUUUUUGGCAUCUCAGACUCUAGAAAAUUUUUUGACUGA
This is a messenger RNA of Lachancea dasiensis, 693 nucleotides long. NCBI's taxonomy places the organism in Eukaryota, Fungi, Ascomycota, Saccharomycetes, Saccharomycetales, Saccharomycetaceae. The record is from the annotation of a GenBank genome assembly.